Impatiens glandulifera is the source of this 1498-nucleotide messenger RNA. RefSeq lists its product as uncharacterized. NCBI's taxonomy places the organism in Eukaryota, Viridiplantae, Streptophyta, Magnoliopsida, Ericales, Balsaminaceae. The transcript is spliced from 3 exons. The record is from RefSeq and is a predicted model, not a curated record. The annotation marks the transcript as partial.
AUGUCAUCUCUGCAUCGAUUGCUAACCGAUGAAGGUUUCGAGAGGGGAAAUUCACAUACCAAGAAAACCAAACAGGUCAGGUUUAAGGACAGAACGGAAAACGACUCCAUAGUUCUUCCUAUUCACAUCUGUCAUAGCAGGAGAAGCUUUGAUAAUACAUCAAGACCUAAACUCAGGAAUGUCAAAGGAUCUUCGGUUUCUGUUACUAAUUCAUCGAAGAGACCACCGGGUUCUGACUCGGGGAAAUCGAAAAACUCGCUAUCUUGUUCCAGGAUGGACGAGCCUUCCAUGGAUGAAGUCGCGACUAGAGCUGUGAUUUCUAUUCUUAGCGGUUAUGCAGGUAAAUUCUCCAAGGAUUCGUGUUUUCGUGAAACGGUUAGGGAGAAAUGUUAUUACCUCUGCUUCGCUAGAAAUGGAAUCAGUAGUGAUUCGAAUAACGGAGGAAUUCUCACCAGUUUGGAAUUGGGAAUGAAGAGCGCAGAGAAGUUGCUUAUUUGUCCGCAGGGGAUGUGGACCGAUACGUUCACCAAUUCGAUUCGUCUCUUAACCGUCGUCGUCGCUUCUUUGAAUUCCAACGCCAAAGGCUCCUCCUCCUCCUCCACACGCGGAACGCCCAAUUCUCAUCUAUCGGCUUGCGCGCAGCUCUACUUGUCGAUCGUCUACAAGAUGGAGAAGAAUGAUGUCAUGUCUGCUAAGCAUCUCCUUCAAGUUUUCUGCGACGAUCCGUUUCUAGCUCGUACACACUUGCUACCUGAGCUGUGGGAGCAUUUCUUCCUUCCGCAUCUUCUCCAUCUCAAGAUUUGGUAUGGAAACGAAGUGGAAUCCUUGUCUGGUUUGUAUAACGAUAAGGAUAAGACAAUGAAAAGCUUGAAGAAGCUCUACAAUGGGCAAAUGGACAAGGGGACCACUCUGUUUGCCCUGUACUAUAAGGAAUGGCUCAGUGUUGGUCCUCAGAGAGCGCCGCCUGCACCUUCUGUUCCAUUGCCGUCUAAACGAAGUUAUGUUUCUUCAAGAAGAGGGUCUUUGGAUUCUUCUGCAACUCAUUCCUCUAUCAGUAAAUCAUUAUACCAAACUGUUUUUGGACACAAUCUGGACCCUCCUUCCUCGGAGUUUGAUGAGAUGAAUAGAAGAGCUAUGAAUGAAUGGGAUUUAGAAACAGAAAAGAAAGCUAGUGAGAAUCAUAGGACUCCAAAUCAUAGAAGACAUUCCAAAUCUGAAUUAAAGGCCGAGACUCGAAAAACAGAACACCAUACCAGGCUGUUUCCCUGCCAAAGCGUGCCUGCAGAAACUGUCAGUUCUUCUUCAUCGACGAGAAGAACCAGAAAUACCCAUCUGAUUCCAGGGGAUGUUGCCAAUGCAAUUUCCACCAUUUGUUCAUCGAAUAACCUGAGUGAAUGCGAGAUUAGUAUACGAUUGAUCAUAAAAGCUUGGUUGAACAACAACCUUAAAGGCAAUUCCACUUUAGAAAAUGCAAUUUCUAAAGUACCUGUCAUAGAAG